Brassica napus (rape) is the source of this 3543-nucleotide messenger RNA. RefSeq names its product protein tesmin/TSO1-like CXC 3. The coding region runs from base 1469 to 3295 and encodes 608 amino acids. Lineage: Eukaryota; Viridiplantae; Streptophyta; Magnoliopsida; Brassicales; Brassicaceae. The transcript is spliced from 8 exons. The record is from RefSeq and is a predicted model, not a curated record. Gene Ontology annotation, molecular function: DNA-binding transcription factor activity.
GCGUAAAUGAAAAUAGACGUAUUCUAGUAAAAUACUUGGUAAAUAAACAUAUCAGUCCACAACUGAGCCAGCAAAUAAAAUAUUCCAUUGAUACACUACUGGUACACUUACUAUCAGUUGAUGAUAAUAAAUUGAUGUUUGUUUGCUCAUCAGAGCGAUCCAUCUAGAUGAAGCUGCAAUUUGAUUUAAACUAUAUAGUAUCACAUUUAUAGUAUCACAUCGAUCAAUAAUGAAGGAUGAGAAUUUUGUUUUCUCCAAAUAUGUAGAAAACUAAGUUUGGGUAAGCAACUAUGUUCUUUUUUUCGUUAUUGAUAGUCCAGUGGUGCUUGAGGGAAAUAAAUUCAAUACGGCGAAUCCUGGUUCGAACCCCGCUGGCCACACGAAUAUGGGCUAUUGUUUUCGGCUCAUUUGAAUGCCCAUUAGAGAAUCUAUCCGUAGGCUAUACCUCCACCCGGGGAAUUAGAUAUGUGUUUUUAAUAGAUCCGGAUUUAACCCUUAUUUUUUUCAAAAAAAACAUUAAGUGUUUAUAUAAGGUUUGGAUAGUAUGGAUUUUCAUCGAUAUAUUAUUAUUCUAUGCAAUUUAAGAGGGUUGAUUUUCUCGAAUGUUACAUUAACAAGAUUUUCACAACUACUACGAAUAGUUGACCAAUCAAUUUUCAAUUUAAGUGUCAUGAUUACUCAUUAGUUCUUUCUCUUGAUUAACAGAUUUACCGUAUUAAUUAUAAAUCCCCAGGUUAAAAGCAUAGUAAGUUUUACUAAUCCGUAACGUAUUCCCUUCCGCUCAGUUUUCCAACGUGUACUCUGCCAAUCUGUUAUUUAUGGACCUGAAGUUUUUUGAUGAGAAUUCGACCAAAAAGAGUUUUUUUUUUAAUGAGAAACAUGGUAUAACAGCGGAAUGUUUAACUAAACUAUAAAAUAAUAUAACAUUUGUAAAAUGAAAAUUUAUGAAAUAAUAUUUUACAGGGAUAAAUUUUGUGGAAUAUCGCGUUUGAAAUUAUCUAAAUAAAAUUUUAUUAUAUUUAGAUUUUAUUGGAUUUAUUUUAAAAAAUUAAAAUAUUUAUAAUUGAGAUGAUUACUAUAAAAGAACAUAAAAAUGACAAAUGAUGUGAUAAACCCAAAUUCCAUAUGAAUCUUACCAAAUCAUUGUUGAUAUGAUCAUUUCAUUGCAAAUAAAAACAGAAAAAAUCAAGGAAUGAACGGCAAUUUACACUUGCUGUUACUUAUUUUUAUCCUCCAAAACAAUGUAAAAAGAAAAAAGAAAAUCAAGCAAAGAUUAAGGUGAAGUCAGUUACUUUGUUGGGGGAUAAAUAGCAACUUUUGUAGUUGUGUGUGACCUCUGUUGGACUUGGUUUGGACUAUUCCUCAUCAUCUUCCUGCCUCUCUCUCUCCCCUCUAGUAGAGAGAAAAAAAGUGCAGAAACCAUAUAAGAGAGUGCAUGCAGAAACGAUGAGCGAUUGAUUGUUUAGAAAUGGAGACGCCGCAAAAAACUAUAAUCCAGAAUGGGACUCCAGUUUCUAAACUCAAAAACUCUCCAGUGUUCAACUACAUAAACAACCUAUCUCCAAUCAAACCUGUCAGAUUAAUCCCAAUCGCUCAAACCUUUGGCUCUCUCAGUCCUUCUGUCUACACUCCCCCUCACAAAGGAUCUCGUUUCAAAAGGUCAUUACUCAAAAGUUACCUCCUCUUCUCUUCUUCCUCCUCUCUUCUUAUUUGGAAUAUGUUUUCGUUUUGCAGUCAUACUUACUUCUCCGACCCUUCCAAAGAGUUAGUAGAAGAAGCUUUACUUGAAACCAUACCGCCAGAAAUACUCAAGAAUGACUGCAUAUCUACUCCUCCUCGUAGAGCUGCUGCCAAUGAUGGUUCUUGCGGAGAUGGUGAGACAGAUCUGCAGAGAAUGUGUGACGGCAAUGUCAAGCGGAAAAGUGAUACUCCAGACUGGGAAACUCAGUUUCCGGAUACUCCUGAAAUGUUGAUUUAUGAUACACUGAAUGAUUCGGAGGCUGAUAGAUGCUUCUUGCCGGCAUCAUCAGACUCCAAAAGACGUUCAUGUGGCGGUACAAAGCCAAGACUGGAGCCUGUUUCAAACAGCAAAGAGUUGGCAGAUUCUCUUCACCGUGGAGUAAGAAGACGCCUUCUAGACUUUGAGAUGCCUUACAAGCAAACGUCAGAAAAAUCUUCAUCGAGUUGUGUAGUACCACCUAGCACUGUUCUGCAUCUUAACGCCUUUGCAAUGUCCUUUAAGGACAUCAAUGUUGGUAAUGAGUACUCAUUAUCCGGAAACAUUAAAGCCGGUUUGCAAAAAUUUGAAAAUGAAACCGGGGAAGCUGCAGGACAAAGUGUAGUAGAAGAGGUUCAAAAGUCUUCUUUAGCUUUAGUAGAAAUGAAUCAAAGCAGUCCAAAGAAAAAAAGACUUAAGUCUGGACAAGCAGGAGAAGGAGAGUCAGCAUGUAAACGGUGCCACUGCAAGAAAUCCAAAUGUUUGAAACUUUACUGUGAAUGCUUUGCUGCUGGAGUUUAUUGCCUAGAGUCAUGUUCAUGUGUAGAUUGCUACAACAAACCAAUCCAUGAAGACAUUGUUUUAGCUACUCGCAAACAGAUUGAAUCCCGGAAUCCAAUUGCCUUUGCUCCUAAAGUCAUUAGAAAUACUGAUUCUUCCAUCAUGGAAGCUGGUGUUGAUGCAAGCAAAACUCCAGCGUCAGUGCGGCACAAAAGAGGUUGCAACUGCAGGAAAUCAAACUGUGUGAAGAAAUAUUGUGAAUGCUAUCAGAGUGGAGUUGGUUGUUCCAUAAACUGUAGAUGUGAAGGAUGUAAGAAUGCAUUUGGCAAAAAAGAUGUGUCUUCAUUUGUUGGCAUGGAUAUCAAACAAGAUGAUGUCAGCGAAACAUGGAAAACACAACAGAACAACGAGUUGGUUAGGUAUGUUCCACUUCCACCUUCAACACCAAUGCUAUUAAGACAACCAUUGGCUCAACUUCCCAUCUCAUCCAACAACAUGCUGCUUCCUCAACAGUCUCAGCAUCUUCAUGGAGCUUCUGGAUCUUCCUUGUACGAGAGCCAAUCUUUCAGAAAACAAGGCACGAGUUUGUUGUCCCAUUCAAGGACUGAGAAAAUCAUAGAGGAUAUUGAGAAUCUAAUCCAGUCCCCGAUAACUAACAUCAAUGCAGUGUCUCCCAACAGCAAAAGGGUUUCUCUGCCUCAUCUUGAUUCACCAGAGUUGACUCCAAGGAGAAGAAAUGGUGAGAGGAAACUGUUACUGUCAAUUCCAACUUUUCCUUCUUUCGCUCCACACCAUUAAAAAUGUUCUUUGAAACUGUUUUUGAUGUCAACAUCUAGUUGGCUGUUUAACCUCACACAGCAACAACAUACACAAAACGUUUCUAGUAGUUUAGUGAUAGCAAAUUUCGUUUGGUUCUCCAAAGAUUGUUUAGUUUAUCCUUUACAACAGAUGUUAAGUAGUUUUGAUUGGUUUGAUUUAGCAAAGGUUGUUUAAUUUCCAAAGGUUAUUUAAUCCUCUAUAUAUUAUUUGUUAAACAUUACGACUUU